Molecule: messenger RNA, 3596 nt
Organism: Mytilus californianus (California mussel)
Lineage: Eukaryota; Metazoa; Mollusca; Bivalvia; Mytilida; Mytilidae
Product: negative elongation factor D-like
Exons: 16
Coding region: 85-1827 (580 amino acids)
Biological process (GO): negative regulation of transcription elongation by RNA polymerase II
Cellular component (GO): NELF complex; nucleus
Molecular function (GO): RNA binding
Source: RefSeq, a predicted model, not a curated record
UUGUCUUCAGCUUCGGAUUUUUUAUAUUCCUGUAGAUUAUAAUAUAUUUGUUGACUAUAUAUUCAAAACGCAUUUAAAUUUAUAAUGUCAGAGUUGGAUGAUGAAGAUAUGGUGUGGGACCCUGAGGAGAUAGGCGGAGAGAUGUCUGACCAUGACAUAGAUGGUGAAGAUGAAGAAGAGAACCAAGCCAUACAGGAUGGUUGUCUGCAGAUAUUCUCCGCCAGUGAUUUCAUCAUGGAACCAGGAGUCUUUAACAUGCUUAAAACAUUUUUACAAGCUGGAGGUUCACCAGAGAAAGUAGUAGAGUUAUUAUCAGAAAACUACAAAGCCGUUGCACAGACUGUGAAUUUGUUAGCAGAAUGGCUCAUACAGGCUGGAGUAGAUAUAAAAGUUGUUCAAGAAAUGGUUGAGAACCAUCUAAAGACAAUGAUUGUAAAACAUUUUGAUCCAAAGAAAGCAGAUUCUAUAUUUACAGAUGAAGGAGAGACUCCCUCUUGGUUGGCUGAGAUGAUUGAAUACCCUACAUGGAGAGGAUUAUUUUACAGAUUAGCGGAGGAAUAUCCAGAUUGUUUAAUGUUGAACUUCACUGUUAAGCUUAUCUCAGAUGCAGGAUUCCAAGGGGAGAUAACCUCUGUCUCUACGGCAUGUCAUCAGAUAGAAGUAUUCUCCAGAGUUCUACGGACCACUAUUUCUAGUCUGUUAAAUGGAGGAGAAGAAUUGUUGGAAAAAAAUCUCCCAGAAUUUACAAAAAUGGUUUGUCAUGGAGAACAUACCUAUCUGUACAGUCAAGUAUUAAUGCAGAUAUUGUCACAGGAACCAAAAGGUGGAUCUAAUAUUAGAAGGUUGUGUCAGGAACUACAGAAAUCUGCCAAUGAAAGAGGAUUGGAUGUAACCCCUAUAACAUUAGCCUUGAGUGGUGCAGCAGCCUACCCCAGGGCAUGUCAAGCUUUAUCAUCAAUGUUGUCAAGGAAUGCAUUAAAUCCAGCAGAUAUUACUAUUUUAUACAAAAUGUACACAGACAUGAACCCACCACCAGUUGAUUUGAUCAGGGUACCAGCGUUCCUUGAUUUACUGAUAGAUGCCAUGUUCAAACCAGUAUCAAAAGUGAACCCUGAACAUAAAGCUAAAUAUAUAUAUGUUUUGUCAUAUGCUGCAAGUGUCACAGAAACAUAUAAGAAGGGACAAAGAAAAUCAAUCAUUAAAGAUGAAUUGAAACCAACUACACAAGCCUUAGAGAAGGUUCAGUCAUUGUGUGCUGAGAACAAAAAUUCUUCUGAACUUAUUGCAGAUGUCAAUGUAUUAUUUCUGAAUUUAAAAUUUCCUGUGAUAGCCUAUGGUGUGUUGAAAUGGGUGGACUAUACAGUUUCAGAUACCAACUACUUCAAAUUAAACACAGACCAUACUCCGCUACAUUUAGUCCUUAUAGAUGAGAUAGUGACCAAUCAUGUGUUGUUACAUCAAAAAGCAUUAGAUCUUCUAGUCAGGUUAUUUGAAUCAACAUUUGAAGAACUAGAUGUUUUAGUCAGACUUGAAUUGAAGAAGACAUUACUGGACAGAAUGGUACAUCUAUUUAGUAAAGGAUUUGUCUUACCUGUUGUGUCAUAUAUAUGUAAAUGUUGGGACAAGCAAGACACAGAUAUCUCAUUAAUCAGACAUUUUGUUACAGAGGUUUUAGAUGUGAUAGCUCCUCCAUACACUGCUGAUUUUGCCCAAUUAUUUCUGCCAUUAAUAGAGAACAAAGAUAUAACAGGAUCAAUCAGAAUGGAUGAUGGGAGUGACCCAGUGUCAGAGUUCAUCACUGAUGCAAAAGCAGCCAUAGCUGUGUGAUAUUCAGAACAAAUCUUGUUUCCAUGGAUACAGCUUCCUAGAUGUUGUAAACUAUUGGUUACCAUGACAACUGACUAUAAAAGCCAAAAGAUUGUAUUAGUCAAGUUUAAGUGGUCAAGAAUUACUAAGAAGUAUAAAACUUAAUCAUGCUGAACAUAAAAUCAUGAUACAAACAUGAACCAAAGAGUAAGCUUAUAGCCAUUUUAUAAUCGAUGGGCAUUCUGAAGGAUAAGCAGUUUCUUGUGUAUUUAUUGUUUGUUAGAUUAAAGAAAGAUGGAAAACAAACAAUUAAGAUUUAAAUGUACCCAUAUGUGUUCAUUAUCUCUAUCUAUAAAUUAUUGUUUUAUUUUCGUUGUGUGUGAAACUUUCUCAAUAAGAGUUCUAUAUAUAUAUACAUGUAUAGAUAAGGUAUAAUAUGAUGCUAUUAGGUCAAAAUGUUGUAGCAAUAAGUCUCUGACAUACAAUACAUAGGUUCUGUUCAUCAACAAUUGAAGCCUUUAUGUUUGGAUUAGACAAUAUAAGCUGGGAUCUAGAAUUAUGUAAUGGGGAAAAGUCAAAAUAGAAUAGAGAAUGGAAAAUUCUUUACAGUUUUGUUUGUAUCAUCAACGUAAAAUAUCAGUGAAAAUGAAGAAUAUUGCACUAAAAACAUUUGUUGUUCAUUUUGUUGUCAAGAUGAGGCAAUGAUUUGGUUCAAAAUUGCCUGAUUAGCUCUGUAUUUGGAAAAGUACUUGUAAUAGACUGGUGGUAUGCACCUGUUUUAGCAUCUAUGUAUUUCUGCUUCAAGUACAAAAUGCAACACUGUCCUCGCAUUAACUCUUCAUUGGUGUUUAGUGCAAAAAGAUUGUGAUUUUGAACCCAGCUCUUGGCAAGGUGAGUUCUACUCUGAACUUUUUUGACUAGGAUUACUUGUUUUCCUGAUGAAGGUCAGUGGGUUCCUACGGCCUCCUCUACCAAUAAAAACUAGUUGCAUAACGGGAAAGACUACAAAAAUUUUAAUUUUAUGUAAUCACCAAUAUAGUGUUACCAUACUAAAUGUUGAUAAACAUUCAUAUAUUUGCCUUAUAAUGUAGCUAUUUCAAAACAACCUAUCUGAAUCUGAAAGUAUAAUAUAAAGUACGUUAUUUCCCUUUUUAAGAAGUAGGACUGGUUCCCUGUAGUGAAAAAUCAGUGAUUAGUUGCUUUUGACCCCCUUGUGCUGUUCAGUAAACAUUUAUUUCUUUCUAGCAAGGGAAGUACUGUAAAUUCAGAAAUUCUUGUGAGGUUUUUAUUAAUGUUUAUAAUGUGACUUCUUCAAUAUCACAAUAAUAAGACCUCGCAUUCUGAUAACAGAUACAUACAUCUAUGUGUAGCCUUUCCUAAAAUCUCAACUAUUAAACUCACAUUUUUGUUCAUUCUUCAAAAAUCGCAAUAAUAAAUGCACGCAAUAAUUUGUGAAUUUACAGUAUUUGCUUCCUGUAUUAUUUUAAAGUCAAAUUCUUAAUUGUAAUAAUUUUGAGAGAAGGACUAUUAAAGUAACCCCAGUACACUUUGUUAGAUUUCUAUAGUUUCUCUAGACUUCAUUGAGCGAGACAGUUAUGACCCAUAAAAUAAACUUGUUGAUGUAUUUGUUAACCUAUAUUGUUACUGUUAUAUUGUGACUUCAUUUAUAGGAUGAAAUCCCUUAAAUAGAUUUAGAUCUGUGUUUAUAUAUUUUAUAUUAUUAGUUAAAUGAUUCAUUAGCACAUAAAUCAUUUGUCAUUUUAUAAGAAAAUAAAGAAUUAUCUAAGUUU